Molecule: messenger RNA, 1513 nt
Organism: Paramacrobiotus metropolitanus
Lineage: Eukaryota; Metazoa; Tardigrada; Eutardigrada; Parachela; Macrobiotidae
Exons: 3
Coding region: 230-1075 (281 amino acids)
Source: RefSeq, a predicted model, not a curated record
AAUUCUCUGUACACGGCGCCAUUUCGGAGUUCGCCAUAAAAUUAGAAAUCGGUUUUUCGUAAAAAUUUGACAAAUUUGCCCUUCUUGCGCCAGGUCUCACGAAUUUCACCGAAGUUCACAAAUUUCAAGUCCUGAUCUUGAAGGCCCUAUCGUUCUGUAUUUGUUGCCUUCCAUCCACAGCUUUCGAAUUUCAAUUGAUCGCGAGUCGCUGACACAUUGCGGGCACACGAUGGAGAAAGCGCCCAGUGUUCCCCAGUUUACCAAGUCGCAGAUGGGCGGCGAUGUGAUGAUCCUGGAGGGCUACGAGUAUCUGCGUGACGCCAUCGGUGGCUGGCGGUGCCGGCGCGUCUCAGGGCCGACCAAGUGCAGUGUACGACUGCGUCUGCAGGAUAAUGUGGCCGUCCUCAGCAAGGACCACAACCACGGACCGCAGCGGCCUGCGCUGGCCACGGCCGAGACGCCCGUGGCUAACGGCCUCAAGACGCCGGAGAAGAAGAUCGAUAAACUGAUGGAGAAACCGCAGGCCCGUUCGGCGCAGCCGGCGGAGGAGGAAUUCAGUGCGGAACUGCCGCCAGCGCUGGCCGUGACGACCGCGGACCACGUCGUCAAUGGCACCGUUAGCGCCAAGGCCAAAGGGAGUAUGGCUCGCCGUCCAGCAAGACCCCGCGCUCCGCGUUUCAAGGGGAGAAAGGCGCCCAAGAAGGGCUUGAAGAAAACGCCUGCCAUGCCAGUUAUGUCAUCAUACAGCACUCCGCGCGUGGCCGGGACGUCGACUGCGCAACAUUCAGCGACACGCAUGGAGAGUAUGGAUUUGAUGCCGCCUUAUCCGCCGUCUGCUCCGCGAUCCUCCCGAAAAAUGGCCAACGGUGUGCAAUCGAGUGCUGCUCAGAAUGGUGUCGCCGGCGCCCCGCUUUACGAUGAAGCGAAAUUUGUUCUGUACAUUGCGGCCAUGUUGGAGAUGCUGUCGACGGAGCAGAAACAGCAGUACAUGCACGCCAUUCGUAAGACGAUCGUCCAGCUGGACAUGCAGGCGGUGGAUGGUCACGGGGAUGUGCAGAUGCAGGAGUACGAGUAGGAUGGAUUGGAUUGCGGGAUUCUACGCUCACCGUUUUACGCCUUUUCCCACGGAGUAGCCUCGCAGGAAUCUGUAUUUUGGCCGACAUUUUUCCCUCUACGCAGCUGUUUGGCGAUUGUUUCUGUUGAAAUAUGGGUCUCAUUUUUCUCGAAAUUCCUGCCCAGAAUGCACAUAUCGCUGUAAAUUAUAGCAUGGACGCUGUGGAUAUUUCAUAUUGCGAGUAUGUAUGUUACAGUAUGUUUGUAAUCUCUGCUUUUUAUUUAUGUCUCAUGCGUAUGCUUCCUGCCGAUUUUUAUUACGAUUUUGAACACGGUUUUUUAGGGAUUUCGAAGUUUUUGUAUAGCUAUGAUGGUUUUACCUGUCAGGAAUCAGUUAAAAUAUUUGUUCUUUGUCAAUGCCCCCUGUUUUGGGAUGGACUGAUCAAUGAAUAAAAUAAAA